This is a messenger RNA of Triticum aestivum (bread wheat), 2319 nucleotides long. RefSeq lists its product as uncharacterized. The transcript has 3 exons. Lineage: Eukaryota; Viridiplantae; Streptophyta; Magnoliopsida; Poales; Poaceae. Gene Ontology annotation, molecular function: protein binding. The record is from RefSeq and is a predicted model, not a curated record. The coding region runs from base 26 to 2089 and encodes 687 amino acids.
GGCGGCGGGGGGCAGUGGUGGGAUAAUGGCGGCCGCCGCGGCAUCUUCCUCCGCCAUUUCUGCCCUCCCUUCUCCUUCCUCCUCGCAGCCCCUCUACCUCCUCCUCCUCUCCAGGCCGCCGACACCAUCCCGCCUCCGCCUCCGCCUCCACCUCCACCUCCGACACACGCACCUCCUCCCCGUCCGAUCCCGCCCGCAUCGACCCUCCACCCGCUGCUGCUGCUCCUCCGCCGCGGCGUCCUACAACGGCUGGGCCGACCUCCCGGCCGCCGACGACCCGCUGGGCCUCCCCUUCCUCCGCAUCACGCAGCAGUCCCUCGCCGCCGCCCCGCUCCUCCUCCUCCUCCCGGUCGCCGCGCUCUCCCUCUCCCGCCUCCCGCCCGCCCCGCUCCUCGCCGCCGUCUUCGCCGCCGGGUUCGCCACCGCCAGGCACCUCGCCCCGGCCCCCGGCGCCUCCUCCACCCACCGCCUCGCCGCCCUCCUCGCGGAUCUCGACGCCCGCCUCCUCUCCCUCAAGGGCCGCCUCCUGGCCUCGGCCCCCGCCGAUGGUGACCACGACGACAUCGAGCCCCUCGACCGCGCCCGCGAUGCGCUCCUGGAGUGCGCGGCAGCCGUGGCCGCCGGCCAGGGCCAGGGCCAGGGCAGCAGCAGCAACGCCGGCGGCGCCGCUCCGGACGACGGGGCGCUGCAGGACGUGGCCAGGGAGGUCGCCGGCUACAUCGGCGGCUGGGCCAAGGCCGCCCUGCGGGAGCUCAGCUUCGCCUCGCCGCGGAAGAAACCCGCCAAGGCCGUCGCCCCUGAUGCUUCUACGGCCGAUGCCAAGAGUAAUUCAGGCUCUGCUGUAGCUCAGCAGGGGGAUGGGGAAAACAAGCCAGCUGAUUCAGCGGCCGUCGGUAGCGCCCGGCCGCUCGACAUGCUGCCGUUUGAUGGCAAGGAUGCUGCCAGUGGGUUUGAGGAUGCAGGGUUCAGUUCUGAGAGCGGGCAGGAAGACGACGACCGGCUGGAGAGGCUGGUGUCCAAGCACAGGUAUGGCCGCGGCGGCAGGGUGCCAAAUGAUGGUCCAUUUCAAGAAGGCGGCAGGUUCGCCGCCGCUGAAUCCGCCGAGUCCUCCUUGCUGGAGAGGACACUCGAGAUCCGGGACAGGUCGUACAGGUUGAAGAUCGAGCGCCGAGAUGGCGGUGAGAGCCGAGUGAGUGGAGCACGGGGGAUGCCGGCUGAUGAAUUCGUGGGUAGCGCUGCCGCCAGUGUUGAGGAACAACCACUUACAGAUGAUGAUGAGGGUGGUGCCGGUGUGGGUUCAGAUGCUGAAGAGUUUGGCCGCAACGUUAAGGAGGCUGCUGAGAUCUUGAGGAAGGCGAGGGAAUGCAUGAUGGCCAGGGACGACGAAGAGGCCGCGGACGCGUUGCUCUAUAGGUCAGCAAGGCUUCUGUCCACCGCCGUGGCUUUGAGGCCGACAAGCCUGGUAGCGGUCGGUCAGCUAGGGAACACCUACCUCCUCCAUGGGGAGCUCAAGCUCAAGAUUAGCCGAGAGCUGAGGACGCUGCUGGCCAACAGCGGGGCUUAUAUUAACGGAGGAGAGCGUGUCUCACGGUCCAGGAAGCUUGAUAGAAGGAUCCUUAACAGAGAGAACAUUUCGUCUGCGCUGGUGGGCGUUUGUGAGGAGUGUGAGAGUCUCCUUGUUGAGGCAGGCAGAAGCUAUAGGACGGCUGUGUCAAUUGAUUCGGGCGACGUCAAGGCGCUGUACAAUUGGGGACUCGCGCUUAUCUUUCGUGGUCAACUGCUUGCUGACAUCGGACCGGAAGCAGCAGUUGAUGCUGAUCGGGUGUAUUUGGCUGCAAUCGACAAGUUUGAUGCCAUGUUAUCCAAAAGCAACACUUAUGCUCCAGAAGCUCUCUACAGAUGGGGCAGCGCUCUGCAGCAGCGAUCCCAGUUGCGCUCUCGGAACAACAAGGAGAAGAUAAGGCUGCUGGAGCAGGCAAAGAGUCUGUUUGAAGACGUACUGUAUGUUGAGGGCAACAACAAGAUGGUACGGGAGGCUCUAUCGUCGUGCAUAUCAGAGCUCAACUACCAUGGACGAUGGCUACAGUGAACUGGCAUGGGGAGUGCCAUUAGUCGUGUGCUGUAUUAGGGUUGAAGACAGAGAUGAGUGAAAUAAGAUGAAGCGAGCUGUAUGUAUGAACCGAAAUCCUUCACCACGACGAGAAAGUCGCUCCUGUACACUAUUUGAGUUGAAAGGCUUAGCAUUUCAACAGGAAGGAAGAACCUUCGCAGAUGAGCUUUGCAUGUGAAUAACAAGGAUCCCAGAAUUAGUUUAAGAAA